Penicillium malachiteum is the source of this 858-nucleotide messenger RNA. RefSeq lists its product as uncharacterized. Lineage: Eukaryota; Fungi; Ascomycota; Eurotiomycetes; Eurotiales; Aspergillaceae. The transcript is spliced from 3 exons. The record is from RefSeq and is a predicted model, not a curated record. Bases 1 to 858 code for a protein of 285 amino acids.
AUGCCUCAUUCUAUGCCCCAAACCUCUGUGGACCUUUCCGAAACUCGUCAACCCAAUUUGUAUGCUUCUUCAACAAUACCGCUAUUCAUCGCAUGCCUCUGUGUCGGUCUUCGAUUCUGGAGCCGUUGGAAAAACGCAGCAGGCUUGUGGCUUGAUGACUGGCUGAUUCUAGGCUCACUGACUUUCGGACCAACUGCGACAGAGAAAGCAUUUAUCGGGCUAUUCUCUUGUGAACUUACAUACACUGGCAUCGUUGUCCUUGUCAAGUCGUCUAUCCUGGCCUUGUACUGGCGUAUAUUCAACAGAACGAACAUCAAAAUUCCCAUCAGCAUUCUUGCCACAGCAGUUUGUAUGUGGGGUAUCGCCGUAACGUCAGUUGGAACUGGGUCAACCAGGCCAUUUGGGCGACCGUCGAAGCUGACUUGGCAAUUGUCUCAGGUGCGUGCCAUCGUGAAGAUCAGAAUGGCUCAUCAUAUUUACUGCAUCAAAGCUUGCCUUCCAACCUUGCGACCGGUAUGGGUUGCAGUUCGACGUACAAUUUUUGAUUCCCAGUCAUCAAACCAAUCGGAAGACCCACCCGGAGCUACGCCUCCGAUACGUACUCAAGGCCCGUCAUGGGCCACAAGGAUACUCAAAUCCAACUCCGAUGAUCAAGAAGAAAUAGAGCCUUUCUCUAUUGUGAGUCAUACGGAAGAAACACCACACAAUUACUCGACAGUCGACAGCUCGUGUAAUGACACGACCGUUGGAAUCCCAUUAUCGACCGUCAAGAAACAAGCCAUUAAUGAAGAAGAAGGCAUCACUAUUAAGAGAGCUUGGGAUGUUGAGUACAAUCAAUAUAGCCACUCGAAUGUCUAG